Physcomitrium patens is the source of this 2159-nucleotide messenger RNA. Its product is annotated as putative pectinesterase 68. The record is from RefSeq and is a predicted model, not a curated record. Gene Ontology annotation, molecular function: pectinesterase activity. Gene Ontology annotation, biological process: pectin catabolic process; cell wall modification. Lineage: Eukaryota; Viridiplantae; Streptophyta; Bryopsida; Funariales; Funariaceae.
AACAGUGGCCAUCAAUUCUAAAGCUCUGUGAUCACAUGCUGCAACAAUGGCUGGGUGGAUGUCAUUGCAUACACGGGACCGUUAUAAGAUGUACUACACUACCCGGUGCAGACAAACCUUGCCAUAACUACAGCUGCAAUGUGAUUCUGAAGUGGCCCCGUGAAAGCAGAUCAAUAAAAGGAAUUUUCCUUUGCGAGUACUAACUUCGUGGGGAUUCGUGCCUUGAACUUUGAAUCACGAAUCGUGAUUUCUAGGUUAUAGUGUAGCAAUGCUGACAGAUUUGUAGAGGAUACACUCCAUUCUCGCAAUGUGAGAGUGCGAGAAGGAUGUUAGUUCAGAUAUGAGUUUCAUAGACAUUAUUGAAGGAGUUGAAGUGUGCGUAGCAACUGGUGAAGAGGUUUAACAUGACUGGCGCUGACUGUGAAAAGGGUAGAGGAGCUGGCCAAAAUACGUGGUAGAUGUAAUCGAGAUCAAAUUGUAGCAAUAUUGACUUCAUUGAUCGACUCUACGCGACAGUCAUGAAGAUUCUAAUACCUGCCGACGGCGGGGGCGGCGGCGGCGGCGGCGACCUGAGAUGUAGGAAGCUUGCAAUGACCGUCCUAUUUAGCAUUUUCAUAUUCUUCCAAGGAAGGGAAACCGAGGCGAGAAUUGAACCACAAGAGCAGGGUUUCACUUACCGGAAUCUGUUGCAAGAAAAUCCCGCCACUGAUAUACCUUCAUCUGGGAGUUCCAUGACAUUGCGCCAAAUCGUAGUGGAUGCUAACGGAUUAGGCGAUUUCUUGAGUGUGCAAGCUGCUGUGGACGCUGUUCCUGCAGAAAACCCGCUUCGAGUUGUCAUUCGAAUUAAUGCAGGCAACUAUGAGGAAAAGGUACAGGUGCCGAGAACGCUGCCAUAUCUUACGUUCCAAGGAGCAGGCGCAGCCACAACCUCAAUCUCCUGGAACAACAUUGCGAGUGACGUUGGCCCUGACGGCAAACAGCUCGGAUCAUUCAACAGUGCUACCGUCAUGGUGUUCGCCUCCAACUUCAUCGCCAGAGACAUUUCUUUCAGGAACACUGCCGAGGUGCCGCCACCCGGCGCGACCGGGCGGCAAGGGGCAGCGUUCCGAAUUGCAGGAGACAAAGCGGCCUUCUACAACUGCGCUUUCUACGGCGGUCAAGACACACUUUGUGAUGACACAGGACGCCAUUACUUCAAAAACUGCUAUGUCCAAGGCUCCAUAGAUUUCGUCUUCGGCAACGGUCAGUCCAUGUACACGGGAUCCACUUUUCAUUCUAUUGCGACCAGCACCGGGUCUAUUGCGGCCCAGGACAGGGACAAUCCCGACGACACCAGCGGCUUCUCCUUUGUGGGCUGCCAAAUCACAGGUACCGGGAGCAACUACCUGGGGAGAGCCAUGGGGAAGUACUCUCGUAUCGUGUACUCUGAAUGCUAUAUAGAAGACAUCAUUCUGCCGCAACUGUGGGACACGGAAUGGAACCACGACGGCAAAAAUCGAGACCAGACGGUGACUUAUGGAAUAUAUGAAUGCUGGGGCCCUGGAGUUGCGACGUCGGGACAAGCGUGGGGGAACACCAUGACCCAAGUCGAAGCCAUAGCCUUCACGUCGCUAGAAUUCAUUGAUGGUCAAGAGUGGCUCCUCGAGCAUUAAGAAGUCUCGCGCGCCGACACCGCCACCUCGUCGCCAUACCGGCCCCGCUAAGUUUCUUGGUAUCUAUACCGUGGCCUGUAUAAAGCCCGCCAAAUUUGAGAGGUCUAUGGACCCCCCCCCACAUUUACACAUGCCCAAGGAAAGAAUUUGAUGGAGACCUCCAAUUGCAAUCACCAUAGUGUGCCGUUUUUUUUGUUUGUUUUUUUUAAUACAUAUUAUUGGCAUCGCCUAUUAAAUUAUAAUUAUUUUUAGAGGCUAUUGUGAGAUGAUGUUUUUGAUUUUAACUAACUAAAAAAAGAAAUAUUUUUGAAGCUUUUUUGUAGCUUUAAAAAAGGUGAUGCUAGAAUUAGGUGUUGGAAUGAGUUUGGUAUUUUAGAUAUCAAUAAAAACUUCAAUUUUGAACGGAGAAUUAUUUUGUAUUGAUCACUGUUUGUGAAUCACCAUCAAACAGGCAGUUUUGGUUCUAUUUGAAAAUUUCUUAUUUAAUAAAAACAAAAUAAAACAUUU